This is a messenger RNA of Gorilla gorilla gorilla (western lowland gorilla), 1653 nucleotides long. It is a transcript of the gene LTB4R2, whose product is annotated as leukotriene B4 receptor 2. Gene Ontology annotation, biological process: neuropeptide signaling pathway. Gene Ontology annotation, cellular component: plasma membrane. The coding region runs from base 484 to 1653 and encodes 389 amino acids. The record is from RefSeq and is a predicted model, not a curated record. Gene Ontology annotation, molecular function: leukotriene B4 receptor activity; G protein-coupled peptide receptor activity. Lineage: Eukaryota; Metazoa; Chordata; Mammalia; Primates; Hominidae. The transcript has 2 exons.
UCAGAUGAUUUGGAAAACUUGGGAGGAAGCCAUCAAGCUGGGAGAUGAGGACUUUCCACAAGCAAGAGCUAACUAGGGAUAGGCACAGGACAGGAGUAGGCACCUCGCCCACUGCUGCUUAACCUUUCAGCUUUUCCAGGCCCCCAAUCCUGCUUGCUCCCAGCUUGGUAAGUAGAUCUGUGCACGUCCCUUUACACCCCACCAUCCAGUUUUGCCCAGAUGUGCUAGAAUGGGGCUGGACAAAGAAGGAGGGGCCAGACUAGAGGAGUGGUGGUAGAGAUAGUGACAGCCUGGGGUGAGGACUUUAUGCCUGUUUACCACUGAGCUCUGGGAAGGAGGCCAGGAGUGGGGCAGGUCAACUGACUGGGAGCAGGGGAUCUGGGUUCCAAGAAGGAGUUGUGUUUGAGGUGGGGUCUGGGUCCUCGUGGAAGUCAGGACUCCCAGGCAGAAAAGAGGCAGGCUGCAGGGAAGUAAAGAGGAGGCAUGGCACCUUCUCAUCGGGCAUCACAGGUGGGGUUUUGCCCCACUCCUGAACGCCCUCUGUGGCGCCUUCCACCCACCUGUAGGCCCAGAAGGAUGUCGGUCUGCUACCGUCCCCCAGGGAACGAGACACUGCUGAGCUGGAAGACUUCGCGGGCCACAGGCACAGCCUUCCUGCUGCUGGCGGCGCUGCUGGGGCUGCCCGGCAACGGCUUCGUGGUGUGGAGCUUGGCGGGCUGGCGGCCUGCACGGGGGCGACCGCUGGCGGCCACGCUUGUGCUGCACCUGGCGCUGGCCGACGGCGCGGUGCUGCUGCUCACGCCUCUCUUUGUGGCCUUCCUGACCGGGCAGGCCUGGCCGCUGGGCCAGGCGGGCUGCAAGGCGGUGUACUACGUGUGCGCGCUCAGCAUGUACGCCAGCGUGCUGCUCACCGGCCUGCUCAGCCUGCAGCGCUGCCUCGCAGUCACCCGCCCCUUCCUGGCGCCUCGGCUGCGCAGCCCGGCCCUGGCCCGCCGCCUGCUGCUGGCCGUCUGGCUGGCCGCCCUGUUGCUCGCCGUCCCGGCCGCCGUCUACCGCCACCUGUGGAGGGACCGCGUAUGCCAGCUGUGCCACCCGUCGCCGGUCCACGCCGCCGCCCACUUGAGCCUGGAGACUCUGACCGCCUUCGUGCUUCCUUUCGGGCUGAUGCUCGGCUGCUACAGCGUGACGCUGGCACGGCUGCGGGGCGCCCGCUGGGGCUCCGGGCGGCACGGGGCGCGGGUGGGCCGGCUGGUGAGCGCCAUCGUGCUUGCCUUCGGCUUACUCUGGGCCCCCUACCACGCAGUCAACCUUCUGCAGGCGGUCGCAGCGCUGGCUCCACCGGAAGGGGCCUUGGCGAAGCUGGGCGGAGCCGGCCAGGCGGCGCGAGCGGGAACUACGGCCUUGGCCUUCUUCAGUUCUAGCGUCAACCCGGUGCUCUACGUCUUCACCGCUGGAGAUCUGCUGCCCCGGGCAGGUCCCCGUUUCCUCACGCGGCUCUUCGAAGGCUCUGGGGAGGCCCGAGGGGGCGGCCGCUCUAGGGAGGGGACCAUGGAGCUCCGAACUACCCCUCAGCUGAAAGUGGUGGGGCAGGGCCGCGGCAAUGGAGACCCGGGGGGUGGGAUGGAGAAGGACGGUCCGGAAUGGGACCUUUGA